Molecule: messenger RNA, 5050 nt
Organism: Paramormyrops kingsleyae
Lineage: Eukaryota; Metazoa; Chordata; Actinopteri; Osteoglossiformes; Mormyridae
Source: RefSeq, a predicted model, not a curated record
AUGGAGCUGACCGUGCCAUGGGAGGACCGCUUGGGAGAAGCCCACGAAAGAAAGAUGACCAAAUAUGAACAGCUGGUCACAGACUGCCGAGCACAGGGCUGGAAGGCGAGAUGCAUGCCCAUCGAGGUUGGCUGCAGAGGUUUUGUGGGGCGUUCUCUCCACAAAGCCUUUACCACGUUGGGCAUCGCAGGAAUAGCAAGGAGCAGGGCCAUCAAGAACACCACCGACGCAGCCGAGAAAGCUUCAAGAUGGCUCUGGAUCCGUAGAGAAGCACCAUGGCGCUCCAGUAACAUGCACUUCCACGUGUAUGAUCGGAAAACUCUGCUCACUUACCGGAAAAAAAAAAAAUCACCACUGGAGAAGACGGUCCGGGAGACCCUCUUGGACCCUGCGGGAGCUUCACCUGCUACACGAAGCGGGCUGCGGGUCCUCGGAGUAGCGUGGCGUCGCCGGCUGGCGGAAGUGCACCCGAAAACGGUGGUGAGGGUACUACAAGAGCUAAUCCGAAGCGACCCGCUCUCUCUUCCAUUCUGCUCGCAAACAUACGGUCGCUGGACAGCAAAGUACAUUACACGGAAGGAUGUGAAAUACUGCUGCGUGCUUAUUUUCACGGAAACGUGGCUACACGACGGCAUUAUGGACUCGGCAGUACAGCUAGUCAGCCGCUCAUUGUUCCGUAUGGACAGAGUCAGCAAGAAGUGCGGUAAGAAACGAGGCGGUGGAGAGUUCAAUUCCGUUGUUUUGCUGGCUGUUUAUCUAACACCUAGCGCAAAUGCUAACCAGGCGCUAGCGGAGCUGUACGACUCCGUGAACAACCUGCAAACUGCCCACCCUGAAGGGUUUUUCAUAAUCGCAGGCGACUUCAACCAGGCCAAUUUUAAAACAAAAUUUGAGAGAUCUAUCUUAAGCUGAGUUUUGUACCUUACUACAGUUCCCCCAUCCAAGCUCAUCAUUGAGGUUAACACAGAGGAACCUUGGAUAGCAGGACAGGAGUAUAUUGUUACCUGCACUGCCAAGGAUGCCAAGCCAGCUGCUGAUGUCACCCUGUUCAAGGAUGGAGUGGAGAUGACUGGAGCAGAUUCUGUCACCAUGUCUGGCUCAGAGAAUAAGUUGGAGAAUACAGAGGCCAUGGUGAAGUUUGUUGCCCAGAGCUCAGACAACGGACGGCAGGUGGUGUGUCGAGUGAAGCAUCCCGUCUUAUCACAUUCCCUGGAGACCUCCAUCAUCAUGAAUGUAUACUUCCCCCCUCAGCCUCCAGUGUUAGAGGGACUGGACACAGAAACAGUGCCAGCUGGGACCAGUCUUAAACUGGUGUGCAUUUCCCAUGGAGGAAACCCACUAGCCAUGCUGCACUGGACGAAGAAUGGGGAAGUAUUAUCCACCAGCUGGGAAGUCGACACGUUCUCUCGCAAGGCUAGCAGCAUCCUAACGCUGCAGGUGAAACCGGAGGAUAACCACGCCGAGCUCAGCUGUGAGAGUGUCAACCAGGUGUCCCCACAGCCUUUUGUGCUGCUCCGCAGACUUAUUGUCCUGUUUGAGCCAGCAGAGGUGAAGGUACUGGGAUCUUCCAAGGCAAUAGCUGGCAAAACAGUGACCUUGUCCUGCUACACAACGUCCAGUAACCCGGCAGUUAAUAUCCGCUGGUGGCUGGGCUUUCGCGAGCUCAAUCAGACUGUGGUCACGUACACUGAGGGAAGUAAUGGGGGCAUGGUGACCAUGUCCAACCUGACCCACACGGUCUCCCAAGAGGAAAACGGGCUGCCGCUUACCUGUGAAGCCUUCAACAGAGGGACCCGCUACUCCAAAAUACUUUCCACCCCCCUGCAAGUGUUCUACCCUCCUCAGAAGGUUUGGAUUGAAGGUCCUCCUGAUGGAGUCCCUCUGCACUCAAGGACUACAGUCAGAUUCAUGUGUUUUUCCACUGGUGGAAACCCCCCUGGCCGCUUGACUUGGCUCAAGGAUGGUAAAGCCAUCCGGGACCCCGAGAAGCCAGUGAUGUCAGAGAAGGGCGUGUCCCGCGAGCUGAUUCUUGUUCUUCAGCCCAGUGACAACAUGGCCACCUACCGCUGUGACGCCACCAAUGACGCAACAAAAGUUCUUUCAGUCGAGACAAAGCUGCACAUACUUUGUAAGAACAUGUCAAAGAUUGUUUGGAAAGACAAAAAUCAUCGCUAUCACUGGAGAGAGGGCCUGGAGAUCUGGAAUGUGACUAGGAAGGAUGCUGGACAGUACAAUAUCAACUGUAACAAUACAGAGGGACAGAGCAACAUCACCCUCACCUUGGAUGUCCAGUAUGCCCCCAGUGUGAGGAUAGUGACUGAUCCAGUCUAUGUGGAUUUGGGCCAGACAGCUAACCUGGUGUGCAAGGCUGAUGCCAACCCCCUGAUCUUGGGCAUGUUCUCCUGGGAGUGGCUGGGAGAGGAAGAAGAAGAACUUGGUUUGCAGGAUGAAGAUGAAGACACUGGUUGGCUCACCAUUGCCGAGGUUACCCGUUCCCAUAGCGGACGCUAUAAGUGCACAGUAGACAAUGGCAUUGGACCCUCUGCAAGUGCAGAGGUCCAGCUUGUUGUGCGCUUUAAGCCUGAGAUCCAGAAGGGGGUGCAGUGGAGCAAAGUAGCAAGUCGGGGCGAUGGCAGCAGCAAUGCUGAGGUCAUCUGCCAGGCUGAGGGGAUACCGAAAGUCCAUUUAUCUUGGGCCAAAAAUAAUGUGGCUAUGGAUUUUGCUGACCCAAGGUAUGAAGAGCGUACUGUUAGGGAAGGCUGGGUUUACACCAGCACGGUCACCAUAAUCAAUGUCAGCACAGCACUGGACUACGCUGUAUUCACCUGCACUGCCCGCAAUGCCCUGGGAGAGGACCAGCUGGCCGUCCAGCUCCUCAGCACCAGUCACCCUGACCCUCCAUCAGAAUUAAAAUUAGUCAGCGUCACCCACAGCACAGUUACGCUGGAAUGGAACAAAAGCUUUGACGGUGGAUUAGAGCAGAAAUUCCGUGUCAGGUAUCGCUGGCCCGGUUCUGUCAGCUUCCUGUAUGUGGACGUCUUUCCACCAUGGGCUACCACAUUCACAGUCAGUGGCCUGUCUCCUCAGACAGCAUACAGCUUCUCAGUCAAUGCCCUCAAUGCCAUGGGGGAGAGUGGAUAUGCUGAUAAUGAUGCAGUUCUCACAGUCAUCACUAGGGAACAGCAGCCUUCAGAUGAACUGUCCAACAUAGAAGAAGGAACUGUAGAGUCCCAGAGAAUGCCGCUCCAUUGGGUGAUAAUACUGACAGUACUGGGUGGAGUCUUGUUGGUCUUCAACUCAUUGGGCUGCUAUGUAGGUCUGAGGAAGAGAAGGGGGCAUUCCCUCGCAGAGGACAAAAGUAAUUGCUCUGAAGGAUAUAUGAGAACAGGAGUGGGGUCCAUGCUGGCCGAGUUGAAUCGAUAUGAGGGAGGGGAGCUGAUCAACGCAGCUGCCCAGCGCACCUUACUGGUGGACAGUGGCUCGGAACCUGGGAGCACAGUAUAUGAGACCUAUGGAGAUGACCGCAGCCAUAAGUUCUACUUUCCCAUCACCGAUUUUCAGCCUUCGCUGUACUCACAUCCUGAGAGACCAGAGAUGCACAGUGCCAGGUACUCUGUGGGAGCAGAAAGUCAUAACUAUGAGGAAGUGAGGGACUGGAGAAUGUAUGAAGAUUUGGGCAAAGUGUCCCUCCCCCCACCUCAUUUAUUAUCCCCACCCUUCAUGACAGACCAUCACAGGUCUUGGCAGGAGACCAACCUCCAGCAGCCCUACCUCCAGGAGACUUAUCAGAGAAGGAAAGACACAGCUGAUUUGGAGACACAAGACGGAGCAUAUAAUUCAGUAGUGGAGCAUCACCUACAUAACUAUGACUAUGAGCUGCCAUUUGAACUCAGGGGGGAGUUAGUUUGAGAUGAUAUUUGAUUUGACUGUAAACAUCAAAACACCUGCAGGCAAAAGUAAUGUAUGAGUAAAUAAACACUGUCACAGAUUAUUUUUCAUCAAAUCAAUAUUAGGAUAGAAUUUUUUUGUUUUUGACUUUAUGAUUGUUGUUUUUUUAUUACAUUCUAACAACUCAGCAUUGACUGUAUGAUUUCAGAUGUGGGGUGGUGUGUGGUUGGGAAGUCCCAUGGUUAAAAGAGGGAUUUCACUACUGGACCCUUAAGCAAGCCCUAUAGCCACAAUUAUACCAGGAACUGGUAUAAUUGUGUUGCGUUAGACAAAAGUGUCUGCUAAUUAAAUAAAUGUAAAUAAAAUGUAUUGGGCCCACAAUUCACAACAGUUAUGUAACCCCUUUAAAUACACAUUAUUCACAUAAUUAAAAUGUAACAUUUUUUCUAUAUACUAUCAUCUUGUUUAUAGCGGUAUCCCUGUAGCUUCACACCUACCUGCCUGUCAGUUGAAAUAUCAAAAUCCCAGCUUUCUUUGUGAUGUUUGCAUGUAUUCUUCUUGUUCAUACAUGAAUUUCCUCCAAGAACCCUCCAUGUAGUCCCUGGAUAUGCAGUUAUGUUUUCCCUGCCUUGUGCCCUGUGCUUCUUGAGUUAGGCAUCAGGCCUUUACUGGAUAAUCGGAAUGCAGGAAUACAAGAUAUUCCUGCAUUCAAAAGCUGAAUAAUCUUCAUACUGUGAGGGCUUCAACCACACAAAAUGUUCUGCUCUUUCUCCCUGUUGGACUGCUUUGUUAAUAAGUGUGUUUAUAUGCAUCAAUGAGGCGUUUACGUCAAGCUCUCCUGACACAUGCCUGCAGUCAGCGGGUGGGGGGGGUACAAAUUUAAUGACUGGAUGAGCUUGAUGAAGGCCCAGUGUUUACUGAUGGCAGUAAUUUUGUUAAUGUAGGGGACUAACCUUUAAAAUGCUUCACAGAAGAAUUGCAUCACUUUGGGAUAUAUUAGCAAUAAAAUGCAGAAACAAUGCAAUCUGGGCACUAUUUACUAGGGCUGGUUCGAAUACCAUUUUUUGAGCUUCGAGUAUUCGGUAGUGAUCAACAUCGAAUAUUCGAAGCUUCGGUGGGAGGGGGCUGAAAAUAUUCUUAUCUCUAAUAAAGGCAGGAAUCU